AUGGAGUACCCAGACAUCCUAGCUGGGGCCCAUGUGCCAGGAGAGAGUUGGGCCAAUCUAGGCCUUGGUACUGGCCCAUCCCGAGGGGGAGUGAGGGCGGUUCAUAGGUGGAACCCUUUCCCCAUCCGCGAGAGGGUCGGCGGUGGCGGUCUUGUGCCCACCGGGGAAGCACCGACGAUGGUCACACUCGAGAGCAGCGCAACGCACCGACCGCGUGCCUCGCGCUGCCCUGCUUCCACAGCCAGGAGGAUUUUGACUGCCUAUCAGGCACGGCUUGUCAUUUGGAACUACAAGACCCAGACAAGAAUGAUGGAGCGUGAAUUCCACCCUGGGUUUGCUCAUUCCCUCAGAAACUUCUCCUCUAGGGUGUUUGUUAGCAGCGUUAGUUUCUCCUCUAGGGUGUUCGUUAGCAGCGUUAGGUUUAUCGUGAAGUCGACGGAGCAAUUGUUCGUGGUGGGUGAUGAGGACGGGUACAUCCACGUGCAUAACUGUAUGACAAUGAAGAGAGUCAAGGAAUUCAAAGCUCAUGGCUGUGCGGUCACAUCAUUCGCCGUUCACCCGACUCAACCAUUUGUGCUGUCGGCAUCUCGCGACCAACUAAUCAAGCUUUGGAACUGGGAGAAGGGCUGGGUGUGCAUCAGGACAUUCACUGGGCACUCAGCCAGGGUGAACCAAGUCAAGUUCAAUCCGCAUGACAACAACACUUUUGCCAGUGCUUCCGGGGACGGCACAGUGAAGAUCUGGAGAAUUUUUUCUCCCACUCAUUUCACCAGCCUCAACUGCGAAGAGGGGCAGCGCUCUGUUGAUUACUAUCCCACGGGUGGUGAUCAGCAGCAGCAGCAGCACUACAUGGUUACAGGAUCGGGAUGGCAGUUGAGACCGGACAAUGCGACGGCACGCAUCUGGGAUUUGCGAACACAGACAUGUACCCGUGAAAUCAAGGGGCUCAACUCAUACUGUGAAGUUGGUGUGAUCGACUGCCACCCAGAUCGUCCAGCAGUAUUGGUUACCGCGUCAGGAAGCUGUGGUGUUUCUCUCCACGACUCCACAACCUACAGGUGUGAGAGAACGGUUCAUUUCGGUCUCGGCAAGGUUGUAUGUGUUGCAUACGUCAAGGGCAUAAGAAGAUUCCGCCACUGUUGGCCCCACCGCCGCUUCCACCCUCGAAGCAGUCUGCCACUGCCGGCCCUUGCCCAUCGUUGCUGCCACUUGCUAAAGAGGAUGACCAAACAGGAGGAAGAUGUUGACAUAGUCGGCGGCGUCUUUCCUUUGACGAUCACGUCGGCACCAGAGCUCGUGGAAGAGGAGGAUGAGUACAUGGACAUAUGCAAUUCCAACUCCGCAUGUGAUUGCAGCAGCGGUUGUUCUGAUUCAAAUUCCAGCAGUGAUUGCUGCAACUCGUAUUCAGAUGAGAGCGUCGACAAUACAGCUCCAGCAAAGCGCACACGAACUGAUCGCCCGUGGUAA
This is a messenger RNA of Triticum aestivum (bread wheat), 1467 nucleotides long. RefSeq names its product putative coatomer subunit beta'-3. Gene Ontology annotation, biological process: intra-Golgi vesicle-mediated transport; endoplasmic reticulum to Golgi vesicle-mediated transport; retrograde vesicle-mediated transport, Golgi to endoplasmic reticulum. The record is from RefSeq and is a predicted model, not a curated record. The coding region runs from base 1 to 1467 and encodes 488 amino acids. The transcript has 8 exons. Gene Ontology annotation, molecular function: protein binding. NCBI's taxonomy places the organism in Eukaryota, Viridiplantae, Streptophyta, Magnoliopsida, Poales, Poaceae. Gene Ontology annotation, cellular component: COPI vesicle coat.